AUGAAGAAGGCCGGCGCGACGAGCGAGCGUUUCCUCCUGAUGGCAGGUGCUCCGGCAAAGUCGCUUGCUGCGCUGCAGGCGCUGCGCUGCAAGGUGUUUGGCACCACAUAUAACCCUACUGGCGUACGUACGGGUGCAAAGUACCUGCGCCAGUCACUGGUCGGCGCUGCGAUGCUCAAGUACUACCCCCCACAGCUGAACCUCAAGUCGAUCCGCGAGGCGGUGCCUGCGAUGGGCCGCAUGACCUUCCCCGAAGAGAUCCAGCGUCUUGCGGACGUGGAGCGCAAGAAGAUGCUUGGCAAGGGUCCGCCUAAGAAGGGCGAGGGCCGUCGUGCGACGAUGAAAGGCAAGAAAAAGUAG
Malassezia japonica is the source of this 360-nucleotide messenger RNA. It is a transcript of the gene RSM27, whose product is annotated as mitochondral 37S ribosomal protein S27. The record is from RefSeq and is a predicted model, not a curated record. The coding region runs from base 1 to 360 and encodes 119 amino acids. The transcript is spliced from 2 exons. Gene Ontology annotation, cellular component: mitochondrion. Lineage: Eukaryota; Fungi; Basidiomycota; Malasseziomycetes; Malasseziales; Malasseziaceae.